GCGGCGGCAGGGGUUGGGAGCGUGCGGGCGCGCGUGCUGCCACCACCGGGGUGGUCCCCGCGGUUGCUAUGGAGCGCGGGGGAGAGGGGGGCGCGUGACCGCGGCCCCUCCCUUCUCCUUCUGGCCUCGCCCAACGGAUAAUCUUUUCUUCCUGGGUCGUGACAGAUCAUUACCUGUUUGUGUUCAAUGGGACGACGAAUUCACUUUGUUGUUGACCCUCAGGGUUGGUGCUGCAUGGGCUUGAUUAUCUUUGUCUGGCUGUACAACACUAUUUUCAUUCCAAAAGUCAUCCUUUUUCCUCACUAUGAAGAAGGACAUAUUUCAGCCGUGGCGAUUUUGUGUUAUUACUUCUGCUCAUUGUUUUGUAUAGCUUCAUUACUAAGAGCCUCAGUAGCUGAUCCAGGAAAGCUACCUGAAAACCCAAAGAUACCAAUUACAGAACGAGAAUAUUGGGAAUUAUGUAACAAAUGCAAUAUGAUGAGACCAAAGCGUUCACACCAUUGUAGUCGUUGUGGACAUUGCGUGAGGAGGAUGGAUCACCACUGUCCAUGGAUUAAUAAUUGUGUUGGUGAAGACAAUCAUUGGCUGUUUUUACAGCUGUGUUUCUACACUCAGAUCCUUAGUUCCUAUACACUGAUACUUGAUUUCUGCCAUUAUUACUACUUUUUGCCUCUGAAAAAAGAAAACUGGGAUGUUUUUGUAUUUAGGCAUGAACUUGCUCUCCUAAGAAUAUCUGCCUUCAUGGGUCUAAUAAUAUUAGGUGGAAUAAGUGGACUCUUUUACACUCAGCUAAUGGGUAUUUUCACUGACACUACAAGUAUAGAAAAAAUGUCAAACUGUUGUGAAGACAUAUCGAGGCCCCGAAAGCCAUGGCAGCAGACCUUCUCAGAAGUUUUUGGCACUCGCUGGAAGAUCCUGUGGUUUAUUCCUUUCAGGCAGAGGCAACCACUGCGAGUUCCCUACCACUUUGCCAAUCACGUCUGAACAGAUGGAUGGUGGGCACAGAUGGGUCCUCCAUGCUGGAAGUGCGUUACAGGUUUUAUGAUAAUAGGACUAUGACAGUCUUCAAGUCAAUUAAAAUCCACCCACCAAUCGUAAGCAUCACAAUGUGCCCCAGGCUUUAUUUUAAUAGUGGUCUUGAUUCAGUUCUGAGAUUAAUACAAGUUGUAUGUUUAACUUUAGGCAUAUUUACUUUCAAAUUGGCUUUCCAAGGGGAUGUCUUUUGUCUUUGAGGUUAAUAGCAAAACCAACUGACUCGAAUGCAGUCUUCCUCUAUUUGUUUGAUACUGGCUCUUUUGAUUUUGAUUUGGUAGGCAACACUGAAGUUUACAUUGAUUGUAAGCUUUCCCACUAAGUGUCUUAUUCUGCCUUGAAUUUUUUUAGUCUUUUCAGUAGGUCUGUGUAGAUUAUACUCAUGUCUUUUUUCUGCUACAUGUGUUUAAAAUUUCCCGAUACUGCCAUUUAUUUAUGAUAUGCAGUAGUAAUCCUGCAGCACCACACUAUAAAAGGCAACAUUUAAAACAGAAGCAGACUUCUUCCUAAACGUUUCUCAGAGAGGUUUUUAUAAAUACACGUAAAUUUGUGUGUUUAUAUAGAGAUACCUUACAUGUUACAGUUAUUGUUCUGCAUAGAUAUGAUCUUACUAAAAAAUAUUCAUGUCUUUAUGUCAACAGAAGUGAUAAAAUGUUCCAGGGUAAAAUAUGCAGACAGAAAGCAUGUUUUCCCUAUAUCCCAAGGAUUUCUUUGCAAUAAUUCAACAAAGAAGUUGUAUGGUGCAAAUACUAGAAUGAUGACUUUUUAAAAAUAAAGAUUUAAUUAGUUAGCGUAAUGUACCAUAAAGAAGAGUGUAUUAUCAAUAAAGUUAUAAAUUUUAUAUUUACUUUUGUUUAGUCAUGAUUAGUUGGAGUUGGUCUACAUGUUUAUAUAUGGGAAAUAUAUGUGAAAAUAUUUUAAAAUAUUUAUACAUAAAUACAGAUAUUUGCCAUUGGCAUGUAAAGUAUACUAACUGAUUUAAUAGGGUACUAUGCUGAUGAAUGAUAGCUUGUUGUGGGCCCUUUAAGUAUGGAAGUAGUUAACCAAAGAAAGCAUCCUUAAGGUUACAUCUGAUAAAAUGACGAUGAUUCCAAAAGUACUGGCUCAGCUUUGCUGUAUCUGGAAAAAUUUUGUCAUUUAUUAUAGCCCUCUGUAGCUAUACAAAUAGCAGCAUGAGAUGUUUGUGAUUUUUGAAAGUUCUCUGCAUUUCUAUGAGAAAUUCACAGCUUCAGUGUUUUCAGUUACACUGCUUACUGUGUUUGUUUUCUAGUCUACCAGGAUUAGGAUCCACCUUAAAUGACAGCCAUGCAACAGGAUAAUAAAAGGCACAAAAUCAGGAUGUAAUAUAAGUAGGUUGUGUUUGGAGAGAGUAAUAGUUUGUUUGUGAACAGUUCAUUCAAAAAGAAGGGCUAGAUUUGUCAUGAGUGGUAUUCAUAAUGAAUUUUUAGAUCAGCUCUUCUAAAAUCUUUAUGCAGUCACUGCCAAUGGGUGUCCCUUUAUUGAAUUAACAGAUUUUGAUGAUCCAUUGAGAGUUCCAAAAGGUGCAUCUUAAAAAUCACUUGAAUUUUAAACUUUUCUAAACUUCUAACAUUUGAAUUAAUUUUAAUUUCCCUCUCCUUUUAAAAAUAGAUGCAAUAUUUUCUUCAUUUAAAUUUCAAGCCUAAUAUUAAACCAUUUUUUCCUGGCAUUUUUAGACAUGAGUUUAGACUUUCUUUAAGAUGGUAUUUGCAGCAAUAUUUAAACAAUUGAAAGCUUGAGGAAAGUGGAUGGAAAGGCUGGAGCAGUGCUUGAAAUUAAAAAGAAUAUGCAUAUAUGUUACAAAGUAAUGGCUGUAUCUCUCUUUUUUUAAGGAAUUCCACUAUUAUAGUCUCUCUGGAACACACAGGGAACUAAUAACAGUUUUGGUUUCUGUGCCAAUAUUUAAAUGUUUCAAGAGCAAACCAGUAGUUUUUUAAAAGUUUUUCAUGCUAAUCAGUUAUCAUAGUUAGCAGAUUAUACAGUUCUUAAGUUUAUUAAGGAAGAGGAUCAAGAAUUUUACUAUUCUUGAUACAUUCGCCGUGAAGGCAUAUAAUUCUUCUUUCUGUUUUCUAGUGUCGUUACAGUUAAUUUAACCAUGGACAACCAAGUCUGUAAUACAGAAUCUGCGCAACGGUAGGAACCUUAGUUAUAAACAGUGUAUGUAGGUUUCGUACAUGAUAUACAGUGAAGUAAUGGGACCGUUAAAUUUUGCCUGCUUUAAGCGGAUAAAAAUGCGCAGGCAGCCCAAAUGUCGUAUUGUGUUCUGUACUCCAGUAUUCUCAAACAAAAGAAGGUACCGAACGUAAGAAACCAACGCUGACGCGGCACAGAUUGGGAUUAAACGUGCGCUGAAUGUACUACAGACCGUAGACACAACCGCCCACGACGUACCGCUGAUGCGGGUGGGAGGUGCCCUGCGGGACGCACGCCGUUUUGGGAGAGUGGGCGGUGGCGCGUCCUCCCUCGCUCUCCACGCGCCCUCUGUCGGCUGUCUUGCGCAACGACAGCGGGCGCUUGGCCCGGAGCGGGGGCGGUGCCCGGCUGCCAGCGUCGUUGUGACGCAGUGGGUAUGGGGAAGAAGACUCGCGUGGUUUGGGCAGGCGUCAGUGCCACGGGUGAGGCUUCGUUCUCGGUAGUAAAGAAGGUGUUGGGUGAGCAGACCCUGCGGCGGGCCUGCUGCGGGUGAGAGCGCAGCGUGCCAGGUUUAUCCGGGAAACCAUCAGGCCCUUUCGACUUCCCUUUCAAACAACCAAUUAGAAAUUAAAAAUUUAAAAUCUGUAAAUUCCAAAGUGCUUACUUAAAUGACCAAAAGAAGAACCUUGAGGCUGAAGUAUCAAGCAUACAUUUAAGUAAAUGAUGUGCAUGGAAAUCUUGCCAGAUUCUCACAUGAAAAUGGUAAUUUCACAGAUUCACAAUUUCUCAAAUGUUUUUCUAUUGUUGGAUUUUCUUUUUUUUUUUUUUUUUUUUGGUAAAUAUGUUUUUAAUCAGCCUCCCAUUCAUCCUUAACAUUAGGAAUCAAUAUGUAAUACGAUCAAGGCACCUAUUUUAGUUCUUACCCCAUUUCUGAGUAUGUGGAGGAGAGAAGGGAGAAUUCAGAGAGGCUUCAUUUUUGGGAGGCACCGAGGUUUAUUCUUUGAAUGACAGGCCUCUGAAAGUGUAAGAGUAAUCAAAAUAUUUUUCAGAAUUCUAGCCAAUGACCCUAUCAUGUUAUUAGUUUAUCAGAGUAAUGUUUUUGACACUGAUUGUGAGAGUUGCUCCAGCAGAAAAAGACGAGGUAGACUUUUAUGAUCUGAUUUGAAAUCCUUUAAACCUUGAAAUCCUUGAAAUCCUUUGAAUCUUUAACUUGAAAUUCCGCUUCUUUCCCUCCAGCUCUUGUUCAUGCUUUUUUAUUUCAGUAGAAACUGCAUUCUUAAGACUAAUUAGUGCUUGUCAUUGUUACUAAUUUAAAAAAUCUUAUAGACAGUAUUAAUGAAUUUGAUCCUAAUAGAACAUCAGGACUACAUGUGCUUUACUGAGCACAGUGGAUAUUAGCUAUGAACUUAACAAUAUUUGAUUUCCUGAGAGGUACAAAGAAAAGUCAAAGCACUAAUGAAAAACAACCUGAAAAUAUUUGAAAAUAACUGGUUUACUUGCAGUAUGGGGUAGCUCCUGGUAGAACUGAACAAUGCUGCUUUGCUAUCAUAGUAUCAGAGAUUUGAGAUCUCAUUUGAAAAAUCUUGAUGUCUAAAAGAUUCUGCAUUAAAUAAUGCUUACCAUUAUUUACCUGAAGGACAGGUUCCGUCAAACAGCUGGUAGAGUAGUUGAGAUACGCAAUCAUUUUCAGUCUUGAGGAGGAUUCACAAGUAAGAAACUAAGAACUGAGUGGUAGGAUAGAUUUUGGACUGGGCAGCUUCCUAGUUCUGAAUCUAAAGUGGGCUAAUGGGAAGGGAAGAUUCAUAAAAGCACAGAGAAAAUGGAGAUGGGGCAAAAAGAAUUGUUGUGAUUCGCUACUAAAGUUUACCAAAUGAAGUGAGAUUGCAAAGAGCAGGAGUUACGCAGUUAAAUACACAUGCCGUCGUUAUAUGAUGUCUUUCAGUGUUCAUCUUAUAGUUGUCUAAUUUUAUUCAGUAAAUGAUACUUUGAGGAAAUUAUGAAUUCAUGUCAGGCCACUGUAUGCCAGGAUAAGAAUUGUAGGUGGCAAAGACAGGAUUUCUGCAGUAAUGUGAAAACGAAUCUUUUUCAAGUCAACUUUGCAUUCAGAUGAAACAUAGGAUAAUAAGAUGAGUUUUCUGGUAACCUGGACUUGUUAGUUAACAUAGACCACUUUUUUUGUAAUGCAUUAUUUACUGUAUUUGGCCAGCCUUCCUGCCAGCAGUACAUCACUUAUAGCAGAAUGUUUCUGUCCAUGUAUUUGGGGAUGCUGUCACUUAGAUAUAUUAUUUAGCUUGGCUAUCUCCACCCUUUCUUUGUCUUCACCACACACUCAAUUUUGCUGCAGCUCACAAAUAAGAAGCCAGUGUCGCUUUGUUGGAACAACCCUAUCACAAAGACAAAUACUAUUCACUGGCUUUUCUCAAUAUCCCAACUGGAAAUGUCAUUGCCUUCCUUAAAAAUGUUUUCUUUGUAUGGUGUAUUUUCUUGAUCUUCCUGGAUGAAAAUUGAUGCUUAUUCUACCUAUAUUUCCAUCAAUAAUACUGUAUUAGCACUUCUAAACUAUUCCUAAAAUAAAAACUAAGAGUACUUUCUGAAGAAUAAGAGUUGCAUAAAACAAUGUGGAUCUUAAUUAGUACCACCUAGUCCUUCUCAUUCCAUCCUGUACUUCUACAGUUGUGUUAUGUGUGCGAGCAUAAUAAAUUGAUUUUUUUUAGCAUUGUGUGUAAGAAAUACACUUUUAUUCAUAGUCUUGUAACAGAUUGAAAGUUAACUGUCAGAAGACAAAGGUACUGUUCUGGUUUUUGCACUUUGAGAAAUUACUAGCUCCUGUGAAAGGAUUGUUCUUUUCUGCCCUCGGUAUGAAUUGCUGUUAGUGAUACCUCAUAGCCACUUUGUAGCUCUCUGUUAGCUCUUAACUGGGUUGAAUGAGUAGUGGGGACAUGGUGUGCUUUUUGAAGUCCUGGUAGGCCUCAACUUAUUAUCUUCCCACUGCAUUGGGUUAGUGGUCAGGUAAGAAGAGGCAGAGGCUCAUUUUAUCACCCUUUGAGAUUAUCCCUUGAUGGCCCUGAGAUUUUGUGGUGUGCUAACUAGUGUGAAUCCUUGAAGGACUCUUGAAACGAGGUCUCAGAUCUCUAGAAGCUUACUUUGCACUUUGUUUUAAGCAGUUUUAACUUGCUUCAGUUUGGCUAACUUCAUUUUUCUGCUGAGUAGUUGAUUCUUGGUGUUAAUGACAUGAUGAAAUUUUGUAUUUGAAAAAAGAGGGAGUUAGAUUUAAAAAUAACCUCAGCUGGUGACUCAGAGGUUGAAGCUGCAGGUAGUGCCUCCCAUGAAAUCAGGAUGAUAAUGACUUCUCAGUCAGCUGUGGAUCUUUUUUCCAAAGUGUUUGCUGUUUGACACGCAGUAUUUCAGUAAUAUGUCUACAUAGUAGGAAGGGUCAAUACAGAGUGCAGAUGAGAAUGUUCUCCGGAAGCAUUUCCUUGACCUAGGAAGAAAUUCUGCUUGUGAGCAAUUACUAUUGUGAUUUAUGUACGAGAUCAGACCUUUCUUGGCUGUACAUGAGGCUUAUUUACCCAGAGAAAAUCACUUAUGUUGUCAUGAAUUCUCUACCAUAGCAAAGUUACUACCUUGAAUGAGUUACGUUCAUUCCUCUGCUCACUUUCAACUUGGAUGGCUCAUUUCCUGUCUUCUCACUGAGCACACAGAAACAUAGAAUAGUCCUACCUGCAGUCGUGUUCAUAUCAUCUCAACCAGAAUAGACACCGUGAUAGAGUAGCCUGGGAAAGUGUUGAGAUAUGGAGCAUUGGUUUCAUUUAAAAAAAAAAAAAAGUAUAUAUUUUUGAUAUGCAGAUUCUCUGGUUCCAUUUGGGUUUGGGUUGAGAGCAAGCAGGCGAUUGCUUAAGAGAUUUGAAAUCUCAUGGAUUCUAUACACUGAAAUACACAAAAAGAAGUUGUCACAUCUCUUUGUGGGUUUUGAACAAGUGCUGCCUUUUUUUUUUUUCCUGUAAUAAAGCUCAGCUAGAGCUUUUUGUAAUCUUAAGCAUUAUUUUGUAUAUAAUUCAAGUUUUUUUUACCUUGUUGCCCGAGUCAGUUUCUCCUGACCUAAGCCAGUACAUGCAAUGUUCUAGUGCUGCCACAGGUACAUUUAGCAGCUGGAGAUCCAUGGCUUUUCUGCCAAAAAUAAUGUUUUUAAAAUACUCCAUUUGCGAGAUUUGAAUUGCCACAUACUUGAAAUUUUAAGAAUAAAUCUACUCUCCUAUGGAUCAGUCUUUAUUAACAAACGUAAUCGUUCUCAAAUGUAUGUUCAGAGCUUUUCUUCAGAUAUUCCUGAUUAUUUUUACUCAUUACUUUAUAAACAUAUGGUUAAUAAAACACCAGGUGGGGUGUCAUGACAAAUCACAUUGUCAUUCACGUUCAGGCUAAUUCAGGAUUCACAUUCACAUUAUGGUGUUCAGGAUAAAAGAACUAAUGAUAUUGGUAUGGCAAUUGAGAUAUAGAUGCAAUCUUUUGCUUUACAGUCAUUAAGAAAUUACAUAUGUAAAAUACAAUACUAUAAAUAUUUUUCUACAAAUUAUUAAAAAUCUUCGAUUAAUAACUGUACUUAUUUGAAAAUACACAGGCAUUAUAAAGUAUGAUUUCAGUGCUGUUUAAAGUCAUUUAAAACAGAUGUAACGUGCCAAUUUCCUGCUUGGUAUGCUGUUUUUAUCAAAAUAUAAUUACCAUUGUUACUACUACAUGGUGUGUCAGGCACCUCAUUUUCAUGUUGACAAUUUUAUAAAUGUGGUUUUUAAGGUUAAUAGUUUUAAUAGUUAAGAGUGCAGAAAAUAUUCUGGGACUUGCCUCCUGCAUUAGCAAAGAUAAAUUUAAUUAUUUCUCUUACACAAAUAUGUUGAAUCUAAUUCUAAAUUAGUCAAAAUAUUCAGACUUCGAAACUGUCUAAGUGAUGGUGAGUGAUGCUAGGGAUUGCUUUUGGGAAGAACUGGUACUUCUAAAUACAGUGUCUGUACUUAUGCAACAUACUGCAUGACUGAAUAUUUCAGAAAGCGUUGUACUUCAAAAGAUUUUUGUACAACUUUCUCACUGGCUGAGCAUUUGAAAUUCAAGAUUCUUUGCAGCACUUGUAUCUGUGAGCUGUGUUAGGCCUAGGACUUCAGUUCUGCUGAAAUUGCUCAAUGGCAUCUUGCGUCUUGCCAAACUGCGGCCAAGGGAUUAAAGUCAGUUGCUGCAACAAGGGCCAUCUGAGUGUCGCCUGUAUAACUGUAGGAAUAAUUCAGAUUUACAGUAGAACAUGUGCUUUUCGAAUUAGAAAAUAUGAAACUUAAAUUGUAAUUUAUGUAUGUUUCUGGAUGAAUAAGUAUUUCUGUGCACAUUCCCAAGGCUGAUAUACAGUAGAUCACAGUGCAGUUUAUAGAUAGAAAAUUAUCACUCUGUCUCCUUAACAGCUUCAAUCUAAGUGCCAGUUAGCAAAAUAAUACUUAUUUUUGUAAAUUAGUAUUCUGAAUUUUGUAGCUCACACAUGGGCAUGUGAUUGAGCUUUACUAAUUUGUUCUUUGUUUGAUCUUGACUGUUUCCAGACAAUGCUGAAUAAUGUUUGUACUGGACUUGUUGAAAAUUAUGAGGUCUGACACUGGUUAUGCCUGAAUAGAUAAUGUAUGAGGUGAAUGGAUGAGUAAUAUCAAAACAGGGAAACUUACUCUGGUAUUCUUCUAAUCAAAUCUAAAAGUGCAAGAGUAUGUCCAGCUGAGGGACAAUGUAUUGUCUUUUAUGUCUCUUUAUUUUAUUCAUGUAAUAUUUCUGUUUUUUCUGUUUGGAUUGAUUUAAUUUAUAGAUUACUUUUUUCAUUCCUAUCAAGAUUUCUU
This is a messenger RNA of Grus americana (Whooping crane), 9038 nucleotides long. It is a transcript of the gene ZDHHC21, whose product is annotated as zinc finger DHHC-type palmitoyltransferase 21. Gene Ontology annotation, molecular function: protein-cysteine S-palmitoyltransferase activity. The transcript is spliced from 8 exons. Gene Ontology annotation, cellular component: Golgi apparatus; endoplasmic reticulum. Bases 187 to 984 code for a protein of 265 amino acids. Lineage: Eukaryota; Metazoa; Chordata; Aves; Gruiformes; Gruidae. The record is from RefSeq and is a predicted model, not a curated record. Gene Ontology annotation, biological process: peptidyl-L-cysteine S-palmitoylation; protein targeting to membrane.